This is a messenger RNA of Ruditapes philippinarum (Manila clam), 2604 nucleotides long. RefSeq lists its product as uncharacterized. The record is from RefSeq and is a predicted model, not a curated record. The transcript has 2 exons. NCBI's taxonomy places the organism in Eukaryota, Metazoa, Mollusca, Bivalvia, Venerida, Veneridae. Gene Ontology annotation, cellular component: nucleoplasm; chromatin. Gene Ontology annotation, biological process: positive regulation of DNA-templated transcription. The coding region runs from base 474 to 2039 and encodes 521 amino acids. Gene Ontology annotation, molecular function: ubiquitin-protein transferase activity; protein binding; zinc ion binding.
UAUCAGAUAUAGGAUCAAUUGACAGCAUUUUAUAACAAACAUGUGCUUAAACAAAUGACAAAGACCUGAAACAUCUAACAACAUCUGACAUGAAACAUGCCAGAAAAUCUGAGUGGAAAAUUAUAAAUAGGGAAAAAAGCGUUAUUGGAAUGGAAAUAAUAAUACUUGUUUACAAACACAAAACAAGGUCAGGUCGUUUAUUUUAUUUAAACAUUGUCGAUAUAAGAUUAGAAUGUAAGAUUAAAUUAAAGUUAAAUCACAUUUUACCUUCCAAAGUCUUAUACUUAAACUUUUUAUCAGAUAGCCAAAACAGUAUUUAAGGGCACCGUGAUUAUAGGUAAUCUAACACCAACCGUCUUUAUACAUGAACCUUUAAAUAAGUUCAAGCUAUUAAGUUUAGCUAGUAUACGUGUUGUAACGUUAGAUGUACGUAACGAGGAAGUAAACAACUAUAAAAUAUUUGUGAAUUCAAAAUGGCGACUGGUUGUUCUGGAUCAGAUGAAUUUGUCAAUUUUAAAUGUUGUUUAUGUGAAAAGAAAAAUAUAACAAAGGUGGCGGAUACUUAUUGUGUGGACUGUCAGGAUUAUUAUUGUUCACCAUGUACAAACUUGCACAAAAUGUUUCCUUCUGCUGUGGGCGAGCAUCAUUUUAUAGACAAGUCAAGUUUCAACACAGUUAGCUUACAGAAAUCAUUGCCAAGUUUUCCAGUUGAAAGGUGUGAAGCUCAUAAAACCAAGUUGCUAGAUAUGUAUUGUGCUGACCACGAUGAAGUAGCUUGUGCGACCUGCAUAGCUAUAAAACAUAGAACAUGUCAAAAUAUACACUCGGUACCAGAAGAAAUUGAUACUUUAUAUCAGAAGACUGAGGUUGAGGAUAUAAAACAAAAGAUGCUUCGUAUAAAAAUUAAAAUGGAAGGCACAGAAAAAGCAAAGAAACUUCUUAUCAAAGAGCUUAAUGUCCAGAAGGAGAAGGCAGCAGAGUCAAUAAGGCAAUUCAGAAAAGAAAUAGAAGAAGUACUGGACACACUAGAAAUGGCAACAAUAACAACUUUAGAGGAAAAGUACAAAAAUGCCAUAGAGAAGUUAGAAAACGACACCAACAAACUACAGAAACAUAUUGAUGAACUCAAACGAUCAUCACAAAAACUAACAAAGUCAGCUGGAAAUAAAGCACAGGAGUUUGUCAAUGUAAAAACUUCUAAGAAACAAAUCACGGAAGCUUAUGAAGCAGAAGCAUUGACAAAUACAUCUGCUGCUAAAAUUGAAUUCAAUGCUGAUUUGACAAUGAUAAAUGCUUUUAAAGACUUCAAGACAUUUGGAUUGGUGUCAGUGAGUGAAUCUGAAAAUAUGAGAGACAAAUUGUAUGAUGUAAAAAGCAAGAAACAGGUUUACAUCAAAUAUGAAAAUGAUAGGCAGACAUGUAAUGUUUAUGCUUCAUGUUUCACAGAUGAUGGACUAUUAUUUCUAGCUGACUAUAGCAACAAAGCAUUAAAGCUUAUUGAUUUGUCAUCGGAAUCCAUGAUAGAUCGGCUAGAUCUUCAUGCAUCUCCAUUAAGUAUUUGUCAAAUAGGCAAAAACGAAAUUGCAAUAAGUUUGGACAAUCAAACCAUUCAAUUUGUUUCAAUGGGAAACAAACUGAAAACCGCCAAACAGUUGAAGGUAGAUCAUUUUUGCCACGGACUGGCCUGCAAAGACGAUAAAUUGUUUAUCUCAGAUCAAAGAACCUCAGUUUACAUUUAUGAUAUGAAUGGCAGUAUGUUACGUAAAAUCACAUCUGAUAAACAAGGCAAUACAAUUUUCAGACACAACAGACAUAUCAGUGUUAGCAAUGAUGGCAAGAUGAUUUAUGUGGCUGAUUGUACAAAAGGUCUGAUUGUCCUUGACCUUGAGGGAAAUUACAAGACAACAAUUACUGAUCCGGAUUUUGUUUUCUAUGGGGAAUUUGUACGGACAAACGAGGAAAUAUAUUUGUGUGUGGAUGGGGGCAGUCAAAAAUUGUUCAGAUCAAUGAGAGUUCUGGUGCAAAAAUGGGUGUUCUAGGAGAUGUUUGUAAUAGUAGGUCUACUAGCUUUACUUCACAACAUAACAGACUGGUUCUAACCAUUGAUAACAGUGAUAAAAUAGAGGUGUAUGACUUAGCAUGAGUCAAAUAAACUAAAAUCAAAAUGAUGUCAAACGUAAACCCUAUUACUUAUUAAAGGCCCAUUACGCCUAAAAAUGCCGACAUAUUUUUUAAAAAUAUUAUUUUAUAUUUUGGUGUCCUGUCACAAUUUUCAAACAGUUACACAUUUCCCAUAUAGCUGAACCAUCUUUUGAUGUAUUUUGCAUUUAAGCUGUAAGUUUGUUUAUACAUAUAAAAUUAUAGUGAUUAAAUGUUUUAUAUGGAAGUCAAAAUAUCACUAAAUUGUUUUUAUUUCGCUACCUUAGUCACAAAUUAUUUCAGAGCUAUAUUCUUCAUUUGAUAACGAUCUUACAUUUUCAAAUGCAUUAUUUCUGGGGCUAAAUGUGCUUUUUAAAGUUUUGUGCAAUUUGCGCUUAUUUCAUUUACAAAUAUUUUACAUCAAAGAAGUAUUCAAAUUAUUAUAAUGAAAAGAUUUCUAGAGCU